Molecule: messenger RNA, 2078 nt
Organism: Glycine soja
Lineage: Eukaryota; Viridiplantae; Streptophyta; Magnoliopsida; Fabales; Fabaceae
Product: zinc finger protein ZPR1-like
Exons: 16
Coding region: 165-1589 (474 amino acids)
Cellular component (GO): cytoplasm; nucleus
Molecular function (GO): zinc ion binding
Source: RefSeq, a predicted model, not a curated record
ACAAAACCCGCUAAUAAUAACAUUCUCAACAAUUCUUCUUUCUUUCUUCUUUUUUCCAGUGGUUCAGGAACUCUUCUUCGUCACUGUGGUUGAAAAAAUCGAAGCCUCUCUAUCUCUAUCUCUGCAUUAAAGUGAAACGCAUCAGAGAAAUUCAAUUCAAUUCAAUGGAUGCGAAUCGCGAGCAAAUUGUUGUUGACGUUGGAUCAGUGGUGGAAGCCGUUUCUGCUGACGAUGGUCACGCUCCUCUCUACAGCAUCGAAAGUCUCUGCAUGCGUUGCCAUGAAAACGGGAUUACAAGAUUUUUAUUGACUUCAAUUCCCAACUUCAGAAAGAUUUUGUUGUCAGCUUUUGAAUGUCCCCACUGUGGUGAGAGGAACAAUGAAGUACAGUUUGCUGGUGAAAUUCAACCGCGUGGUUGUUGUUACUCUCUGGAGAUCCCAUCAGGCCAACAGAAGAUGCUAAAUCGACAAGUGGUAAAAGCGGAAUCUGCUACCAUUAAGAUACCUGAACUGGAUUUUGAGAUUCCACCAGAGGCUCAGCGUGGUAGUCUGUCAACGGUGGAAGGGAUACUUAUGAGAGCAGCUGAUGAACUUCAGACCCUUCAAGAGGAACGCAAAAAAGUGGCUCCAGAGACAGCUGAGGCAAUUGAUCAGUUCCUGGUGAAACUGCGAGCCUGUGCAACAGGAGAAUCAGCCUUCACAUUUAUUCUUGAUGAUCCUGCUGGAAACAGCUUCAUUGAAAACCCGUUUGCACCAUCAUCUGAUCCAUCAUUGACUAUCAAGUUUUAUGAGAGAACUCCUGAGCAGCAAGCAUCAUUGGGAUACCUUGUUGAUUCCACUCACAUUGAAGGAAUUCAUGAUGAAACACCAGAAGGAGGAGAAGCUGUGACUGCUGAUCAAGUGAGGAGAGAACCUCAUGGGUCAAUAGGGGCAACAGCUGGUCAUCGAGCCAUUGCACAGAGUAACAGUUCAGAAAUUGCUGAAGCCUUAUUUCGAUAUACUGCACCAGAAGAGGUGAUGACAUUUCCAUCUUCUUGUGGUGCUUGUGCUGCUAGUUGUGAGACUCGAAUGUUUGUCACCAAUAUUCCUUACUUCCAAGAAGUAAUAGUUAUGGCAUCCACAUGUGAUUCCUGUGGUUACCGCAACUCUGAGUUGAAACCUGGUGGCCGAAUUCCUGAAAAAGGAAAAAGAAUUACUCUUAAUGUGAAGAAUGUUAAUGACCUGAGCCGUGAUGUAAUAAAGUCUGAUACUGCAAGUGUAAAAGUUCCUGAACUUGACUUGGAGCUGGCAAGCGGAACCCUUGGAGGAAUUGUUACUACUGUUGAAGGUUUAAUUACAAAAAUUAGUGAAAGCCUUGAGAGGGUCCAUGGCUUUACUUUUGGAGAUAGUCUUGAUGAACAGAGAAAAGGCAAGUGGAUAGACUUUAAAGCAAGGCUAAACAAGCUUCUUAGCUUGGAAGAAGCUUGGACUCUAAUUCUCGAUGAUGCAUUAGCCAAUUCUUUUGUAGCACCUGCAACUGAUGAUCUAAAAGAGGACAAUCAAUUAUCAUUUUUCUGUUUGGCAAUUUUGUCACGAUAUCUCUUCAGUUGAGGAAUACGAGAGGUCAUGGGAACAAAAUGAAGAAUUAGGUCUGAAUGAUAUAGACACCUCUUCUGCCGAUGUUGCUUAUGAAUCAACAAAUACUACUAAAACUGAGUGAACAUUAUGUGGUUUCCUCUCCUCACACCCCAACCAAAACAAAUGAAGGGAAGAAGCUGUUGUUAGGAAAGGAAGAAUUUUUGUGCCAAUUUGAUUCAAUGAGACAGAGGAAGGAUGGAGAAGUCAAUUGUCUUAAGCGUCAUGUAAUGGCUGAUUGGUUUAUUAAUAUGUAAGCAAGUCCAUUAACUAGUAUCAUCUUUCUGAAAUAGUUCAGUCGUGAAAGAUGUGAUCUCCUGUGAAUUGGUAAGUUAAUUGCUUAUUAAUGGUUUUGUAGCCAUCUAAGAUUGUUUCUUUUGGCAUUUUUUCUUCUUUACCCUCUUCUUUUUUUAAUUGGCGAAGGUCGGUACAGUUGAAAUAUAGUUGGAUACUUUUGAAUAUGUU